Molecule: messenger RNA, 2061 nt
Organism: Naegleria gruberi
Lineage: Eukaryota; Heterolobosea; Eutetramitea; Acrasida; Naegleriidae
Exons: 3
Coding region: 1-2061 (686 amino acids)
Biological process (GO): transmembrane transport
Cellular component (GO): membrane
Molecular function (GO): ATP binding; ATP hydrolysis activity; ABC-type transporter activity
Source: RefSeq, a predicted model, not a curated record
AUGAUAUCAGAAUCAAUUGUGCCAGGAACUGUUGUUGAGGAAGGAAGCACGCCAACUACAACAAGUGCUGCACCACCUCCAGAAAGUCAAGCAGGAGUUUCGAAUAAUUCCUUGUCAAGAAAUCCAUUCAAAAGAAUCAAACAACGUAGAUAUCAAGCACAAAUGAAAGAAUUAUCUGAAAAGAAUGAAGAAAUCGAUGAUCCAAGAGAACCAUCCAUUGGAGCAAAGGAUCACUUGUAUUUAUUAUCCAAAUUUGGAUGGUUUAAUUUAAUUUUAAUGUUUUUUGGAACUAUUGGUGCAGUUGGUGCUGGAUUAAUUUCCUUAUUUAUCCAAUUUAUUGUUGGUGAUUUACUUAAUAUUUUAACAAGUACCAAUGUAACCACAGAAGCCAUCAGACAAGGUGUCAAUACAGUUGGUUGGAAAUUAACAAUUGUUGCAGCAAGUGCUUUUGUUGCCAAUUUCAUGUUACAUUUCUUUUUCAAUUGGGCAAAUGAAAGAGUUGGACAAAAAUUGAAAGAAUUAUAUUUUAAUUCAUUGACUGCUCAGGAGAUGGCAUUCUUUGAUAUUAAGAAAGUUGGUGCCUUGACAAGUGUGUUGAGUGAUGACGUGGCCAAGAUUCAAGAUGCCUAUACAUUGAAAUUAUCAACAAUUAUUCAGAAUACUGCUCAAACAGUUGGUGGAUUGAUCAUGUCAUUUACUUCUUCAUGGAAAAUGUCACUUGUCAUUAUUUCAACCACACCAUUGAUUUUCCUUACUAUUAUUAUUUUGGAUGUCAUUAUUAGAUUAUUCACAAGAAAGACCAAUGAUGCCAAUGAGAAGGGUUAUGCCAUUUCAAGUGAAAUUAUCAGUGCCAUUAAAACUGUCAGAUCAAUGGCUGGUGAAAUUAAGGAACAAUUGAGAUACAAGUCACAAUUGAAAAUUGUUAGCUUUUAUGGAUUUUUUAAGGCAUUCUUUAUUGGAUUGGCAUUUAUGAUUGUUGGUUUCGUAUUGUGGGGAACUAUCGCUCUUGGUUUCUGGUACGGAGGUAAUUUGAUCAUUGAUAAUGAGCUUAGUUUGGGAGAUUACUUUAAAGUUUUUGGUUUAAUGCUCAUGUCAGUUAUGGGUAUGAUUCAAACAACUGCAAGUUUCCCAGACUUUACAAAAGCAAGAUUGAGUGAAACUUACUUGUUGAAGGUAAUUAAGAGAGUGCCUGAAAUUCCAUUUAAGGGUGGUAAGAAAAUUGAUAAUUUGGUCGGAAAUAUUUCCAUUAGAAAUGUUGAUUUUAUUUAUCCUGCCAGACCUAAUAUUACAGUAUUGAAGAAUUUCUCAUUGGAAAUUAAGGCUGGUCAAUCGGUUGCUUUGGUGGGUCCAUCUGGAUCAGGAAAGUCGACCAUUGUUGGUUUAUUGGAAAAGUUCUAUAAUCCAAAUAAGGGAAGUAUUGAAAUUGAUGGAAUUGAUAUUACUGAAAUUGAUCCAAUGUGGCUUCACAGAAAUUUAGGUAUUGUCACUCAAGAACCAGUAUUGUUUGCUGCAACCAUUAAGGAUAAUAUUGCCUAUGCAGUUGGUUUGGAAAAUGUCACAGAUGAACAAAUUAUGAAUGCUGCCAAACUUGCCAAUUGUCAUAAUUUCAUUAUGGAUCUUCCAGAACAAUAUGAUACAUUAUUAGGUGAAAAGGGUGUCUCAAUGUCGGGCGGUCAAAAACAACGUAUUGCCAUUGCUAGAGCCUUAAUUCAAAAUCCUAAACUUUUACUCCUGGACGAAGCUACUUCUGCAUUAGAUACAGAAUCAGAAGCUUUGGUUCAGGCAGCUCUCGAUACCUUAAUGCACGGUAGAACAACCAUUUGUAUUGCUCACAGAUUGUCAACAAUUAAGAAUUCUGAUAUGAUUUGUGUUUUGGUGAAGGGUAACUUGAUGGAAAAGGGUAAACAUGAUGAUUUACUCCGCAAUGAAAAUGGUGUCUAUAGAAAGUUAGCUGAGAAACAAUUGGCAUUCACUGAUCAUCCUGAAAAGGUUGAUGCUGAGGUGAUUAUGGAUAUGAUGGAGGAGGAUGUUGAGAAUGAAUCAUCAGAUCAUGAUGAAUAA